This is a messenger RNA of Galendromus occidentalis (western predatory mite), 2040 nucleotides long. RefSeq names its product monocarboxylate transporter 12. The coding region runs from base 1 to 2040 and encodes 679 amino acids. Lineage: Eukaryota; Metazoa; Arthropoda; Arachnida; Mesostigmata; Phytoseiidae. Gene Ontology annotation, molecular function: monocarboxylic acid transmembrane transporter activity. The record is from RefSeq and is a predicted model, not a curated record. Gene Ontology annotation, biological process: transmembrane transport. The transcript is spliced from 8 exons.
AUGGAAACUCCGAAAACAACGGAUGAUCCGCCCGUCGUCGAAUCCGAAACUGUGCCGAUGCCGCCGGAGUCGCCCUACAUCAAAAGCGAGGGGGUUCAGCAUCGCUUAUUUCUCGGCAGAUGGACGGGUCCAGACUGCAGUUGGAGUUGGAUGAUCGCCGUGUCAUGCGCACUCUUGAACUUUUUCAAUCUGGCUCCCACGCGAUGCAGCAGCGUGAUAUUUUUGAACACCUUGGAGCAUUACAACACGAGCCGUGCGAUAGCCUCGUGGCCUCCAUCGCUCAUCAAUGCGGUUUCGAACCUCUCUGGUAUCGCUACCGGAUACAUCACAAAGAAGUUUGGACCUCGUAAAAUCUCUUGCGUGGGAUCCAUGAUCGCUUCCGCAUCGAUUGCAGCCUGUUUCUUCGCGAACGAUGUGACGAAACUGACUCUUUUCUGCGUAUUGCACGGUCUUGGGCUUGGUUUGAAUCUCCCCACCGCCGCUGUUUGUCUAAACAGCUGGUUCCUCGAGCGGAAAGUCAUGGCUAGCGGCAUAAUCUUCACCGGGGCAGCGCUGGGAUCGUUUGUGUACCCAAUCUUCCUCGAAUGGAUCUUCGACAUUUUUGGAUUCCGAGGUGGACUUCUAAUUUUCGGCGGAAUCAUGAUGAAUGCGGUCGCCGCAGGUCUCUUCAUCCGAAUGCCGCCGUGGCUGAGCGCUGAGAAUCAGGCUCCGAGGAGAACGUCUAGACCCGAGGACUCCAACACGAGCAUGAAACCACCGCAGGAACCCAUUCUAAAGAGGAAACCGAUCCUGAUCCGUUCAGUCUCGCAAUCCUCUUUCGAGAGCCAGGACAGUCGAGAGGAUUUGGAUGAUCAGAAAUUCCACAGAUUCCACGAAGCCGUACAUCAUCACACAGUGGAAACCCUUCCCGAAGUGGACGAGGAACGAGACCUUUCGGGAAAUAUUCAGUCAGACGACGAAUGCUGUAAAAACGGUGAACAGUGUCCAGCGAUGACGUUGCGCCGACCUGAUAUCGAUCGUGUUCGUAAGAACGUCGCCCAGAGUCGCUCACUGAAAUCAGCUUCGCUGAAUUCUUCGGUUCCUUCUAAUUCGCCGAGCUCGACCAAUGUGCAUGAACUCAAGACCGAGACGCGUCCGGGCUCUGUUGCUCGUGUCUCGAUCUCCUCCGGAUCACGCACCCGGUUACGUCGCAAUUCAUCGGCGAUCUCGACCACGCUGUCAUUAUACGCGCCGGCUGUUUCGCCGGCGGAAGGAGCCGAACGUGACUUCGAAGAGGAUGAGCACCGGGUCGAGGUGAAUGAGAGUCGAGUCGAAUCACCGGCGAGGACCAGCCCGAUAAUAUCACUAGUCGGCCUAACCUACGUUGUAUUCAUAAACUGCAACAUCAGCUUCCAGACUAUUCUACUGGAUUUCGCCUCCGAUAAAGACGUUGAAGUCCAUAUGGCCGUGUACCUGCUUUCUGCCUUCGCAGUGUUCGAUAUAGUCGGGAGACUCACGGUUGGCCUCAUAUCCGAUAGAGGACUUUUGUCUCGCUCUACGCUCAUGGGCUGCGCCACCAUCCUAUUCGGUCUCGUGAUGCAAUUACUCCCCUUCGCUAAUGACUUUUGGGGGAUUUGCAUUCUUUGCAUGAUUGUUGGUUACGCUUUGGGCACCACGGUGGUCCUUGUUACCGUUCUUGUUGGAGACUACGCUGGAGAAAUGUCCAGAAUCCCCGUCAUCAUCGGAUGGAUGGCUUUUUUCGCAGGGGUCACCGGAUUAUCCCGACCGCUGUUGAUAGGAUAUUUUCGCGACACCAUGGGGGACUACAGUGGUCUCAUGCACCUGAUGGGCGUGUCGAUGGCUCUCUGCGGAGUAGGAUGGAUAUUGGUGAAUCUGUACGAGAAAUUCACCUCAUCGGCCGCGGAGCGAAGUUCUGUUCCCGAAAGCCGGGAGCAGCUGAGGACCUCCGGAAGAGAAGUCGACAAGGAAGCCCUUGAGGCAGAGACCGAAAAGAGGGGACUCGAGAUCACGGAGAAGCAGCAACAGACCACAAAACUAUGA